Clunio marinus is the source of this 329-nucleotide messenger RNA. Lineage: Eukaryota; Metazoa; Arthropoda; Insecta; Diptera; Chironomidae. The record is from the annotation of a GenBank genome assembly.
AAUGUUUUGUUUACAUUUUUCAGAAUAGAAAUGAAAAUUGAAUAGAUUUAGAAAAUUUAUAUAUUAUUGAUAUUUUGAUCAUGAUUAUAUUUGAUUUAUUGUAUUGCUUUGAGUUCAAUGAGGAUCAUGAAAUGAUUAUUCAACAAAAACAUGAAAGACAUACUUUGUUAACUUCAUAAAUGAAAGGAUAUUAUUUAUUCGCUAAGACUGUUUAAUGAGCCUCUAUAGGAACUGUUAUCAUGUACCGAAACAUUAUUUUAAUAAUAUUAUUUUAAUUUUUGUUUUAUUAAAUUGAAUAUUUUAUUGAGAAUAAAUUUUGCAAUUAUGUA